Molecule: messenger RNA, 700 nt
Organism: Solanum stenotomum
Lineage: Eukaryota; Viridiplantae; Streptophyta; Magnoliopsida; Solanales; Solanaceae
Exons: 3
Coding region: 132-374 (80 amino acids)
Biological process (GO): mitochondrial translation
Molecular function (GO): structural constituent of ribosome
Source: RefSeq, a predicted model, not a curated record
GGCCCAAUAUGUUAAUAGUUAUUUUCCUCCGAUUCUCGAUCUCCUCCCUCACGGCGAACUUUCUAGACUCUCCAUCUCCGGCGAACUCGCUUCUCUCAUUUUCUCCGGCGAAUUCACUUAUCUGAGGAAGUAUGGGACGCAAAGCUGGCACCUUAUAUAUUAACCCAAGGAACUUUGGAAGUCUUCAGAAACCUUGCGCGAAAGAAAUGGUCUCGUUUCUAAAUUGUUUGACUUUAAAUCACAACAAGGAUGAGAAAUGUGGCAGGCAAAAGUCACUUUUGAGUACCUGCAUGGAAGCUCAGAGUGGCAAAAACAGAAAGCCCUGGGGUAGCAUCAAUUAUCAUCUGCAGAGGCUUAGCAGGGGAAGAAAGUAACUAGGAUCGAGAGUGUGGUUGCAGAUGGGCAUGUUUUGAAGUUAGAUACAGAGGUGGUUUCUCCAACUUCUUAAUGAACAACAUUUUCCUGAGAUGGUCUGUAGUACUUGAUUAAUAGCACGAAUUCAGACUCAAAAGGUGCAACACUAUUUAUUUGUGGAUCUUCCAAUGAUAGCCUUAGAAAGGUGAUCAAUUGUUUCUUUCUUUUCGUCUUAUAGAAGUGCAGAAACUUGUGCCAGCAGAAAUGGACGUAAGAAGGAAUUGCUUUUUUUUGGCUUACAAUGAAAAUUAACUCAUAUUUGUGUACGACUUAAAAAUGGGUCAUU